GUCACAGCUCAACAGUGCACUUCUUUGGCCGCCAUAUUAAUUUAUUUUAGAUUUGGCGCCGUUCAGUGUGUACCGGUUUAUUUUACUUUAAAUGUGUGAGUAGUGUUAUAAAUGUGAUAUAAUUCAUUAGUUUCAGUUUCUUUAAUAUUAAAUAAUUGUAUUAUUUAAUUCCGUUUCGAAAUCUGCUUAUUUUAAAGAACCAUCGUGUUAUUUAAAUAUGGUAGUGAACUUGAAGAAAGAAGGCCUCAUUAGAACUUUCAACUAUAUGUUUGAUGUUGGUGGGUUUGUGCGCUGCGUUCCCUCAGGUUCCUCCCCUCUACCCGGCAGGAGUCGAUCCCAGGCUGUGCCCCAGCUAUCCUCAAUGUGACAACAAGAUCUUAGCAGAAUACGCCAAAAAUCCACUGCCGUUUCAACAGAAAUUGAAAAACGGAGACAUCGACCACUUCUUCUUCAGUGCCCCAGGAUACCCAGUGGGCCUGUCCCCAAUACAGUGCCCUAACUACCCCUUCUGUCAUUAAGGGCAAGAGGACCACGAUUCGCUAGUCAAUGGAUGUCGAUCCGCCAGUCAAAG
Molecule: messenger RNA, 571 nt
Organism: Nezara viridula (southern green stink bug)
Lineage: Eukaryota; Metazoa; Arthropoda; Insecta; Hemiptera; Pentatomidae
Source: the annotation of a GenBank genome assembly